Molecule: messenger RNA, 1681 nt
Organism: Rhododendron vialii
Lineage: Eukaryota; Viridiplantae; Streptophyta; Magnoliopsida; Ericales; Ericaceae
Product: nuclear envelope-associated protein 2-like
Exons: 6
Coding region: 399-1412 (337 amino acids)
Source: RefSeq, a predicted model, not a curated record
AGACAUCUAGCGUAAUUACUGCUAAUCCCCUGUCAUCACCCCCACCGUAUCUCUCCCCCCCUUCGUUUCUCAUCCGUCCGAUUACGCGAAACGCAGAGAAGAGAUGCGUCUUCGUAGGUGAAUCCGACGGCCGCCGUUCGACUUCGAUUCUUUUUAAUGUACCUACCUUGGUUUGUGAACCUUCUAGCGUUGAUUGCAGUUCUGUACAGUGUGCUACAGUGGUCGUGAAUUCAAAACACGCGCAGGAGGGAUGUGGGCUUAGCUUUCGCUACAAGAGCAGUGGCGACGACUCGGUUUUGGGCCUGAUACGGUGCAUCAAGCACACCACGGCAAGUCAGAAGAAACUUUGAUCCAUCUCGACUGCUUCGAAAAGUGAUUACUUUGAUUACAGAGAAGUGAUGUCCACGAGUUCGGAGAGGCCGAGAGAGGUCGAUCCGUUGCUGAAGGAUCUGAGCGAGAAGAAGCAGAACUUCCGGCGGAACGUUGUGUCGCUGGCGGCGGAGCUCAAGGACGUCCGCGGCCGCCUCGCCUCCCAGGAGCAGACUUUUGCUCGCGAAACCCUAACUAGACAGGAAGCAGAGGCUAAGGCUAAGAACAUGGAGGAGGAGAUAUCUAGAUUACACAAGAGCUUAGAGGAGAGAAAUGGGCAGGUUCAAGCAUCAGCAUCUACAGCUGAGAAGCAUCUCAGGGAGCUGGAUGAUAUGAGAUCACAGCUUUCAGCCACUAAAGCAACUGCAGAUGCAAGUGCUGCAUCAGCUCAAUCAGCCCAACUUCAGUGUUUAGCGUUGUUGAAGGAAUUAGAUGAAAAAAACACUUCUCUAAAAGAGCAUGAGGUUCGUGUGAAUAGACUGGGAGAGCAAUUAGAUCUUCUGCAAAAAGAUCUUCAAGUAAGGGAAUUCUCACAAAAGCAACUAAAAGAUGACGUCUUAAGAAUUGAACAUGAUAUCAUGCAAGCAAUAGCCAAAGCUGGAGCAAGCAAAGAUUGUGAACUAAGGAAAAUACUAGAUGAGAUUUCUCCAAAAAACUUUGAAAAUAUCAAUAAGCUUCUGACUGUAAAGGAUGAAGAAAUAGCCAAAUUGAGAGAUGAACUAAGGAUUAUGUCUGCUCAUUGGAAGAUCAAAACUAAGGAAUUGGAAUCACAGCUGGAGAAGCAUAAGAGAGCAGAUCAGGAGUUAAAAAAGAGGGUUUUAAAGUUGGAGUUUUGCCUCCAGGAAGCUCGUGCUCAGACAAGAAAACUCCAAAGGAUGGGUGAGCGGCGUGACAAAGCUCUGAAAGAACUCAGGGAUCAGCUAGCAACAAAGCAACAUGGCGGAGAUUGGGGUAGCGAGAAACAGAAUUUCUGGGAAAGCUCUGGUUUCAAAGUUGUGGUUUCAAUGUCGAUGCUCAUCUUGGUCUUGUUUUCAAAGCGGUAAGAAGCGAUGCUUCGGAUGUAGUCAAUGCAGGAGAUUUAGGAGAGAGCUGUAGAUGUUUUUUGGUUAGAAAUAUUAGUCUGGGGGCCUUUUCCUUGUUAAUAUAUAUAUAUAUAUAUAUAUAUAUAUAUAUAUAUAUCACAGCUGUUCUUGGAUACUCUUUGGUUGUCAUUCAUUGAGUGACAACAAUUUCAUUUUUUUUAAUCCGCGCAACAAUUUCAUUAGUAAUCACAAGGAUAAUAGUUUAGUAAAUCAAUCUCUUUUUUUAAUCA